Molecule: messenger RNA, 2246 nt
Organism: Helianthus annuus (common sunflower)
Lineage: Eukaryota; Viridiplantae; Streptophyta; Magnoliopsida; Asterales; Asteraceae
Product: polynucleotide 3'-phosphatase ZDP
Exons: 15
Coding region: 566-2017 (483 amino acids)
Biological process (GO): DNA repair
Molecular function (GO): double-stranded DNA binding; polynucleotide 3'-phosphatase activity; zinc ion binding
Source: RefSeq, a predicted model, not a curated record
AAGUGGAGAGGCUACACGAGUGGGCCGAACCAAAGAAGAUAUUUAUAUAACCUAAACCUACCAUUCGUUGGUAUUCGUCUUUUAGAAACAUGUACCCCACCCCCACCUCACCCAACCUAACUUCACUUGGCCACAUUAUACACUCCAUGUCCUGGUUUCAUCCAAAUCUACCCGGUCAGGAUGGAAAUAACUCAAAACUCGAAAAAAAACCUGAAACCCGUUCCGACCUGAACCCAAACAACCUUUUUUUUUACUCGCCUGUUUCGACCCGGACCCGUUUUAACCCAUGACCCGAACCAAAACAACCCAACCCGACUCGUUUGCCAAGUAUACUCGAGCCAUUUCCGACCCAGACCUGUUUCGACCCGGAAGAAAACCGAUCCUCAAAAUAAGACCCGAACCCGUUUUAACCGGUUACCCCACCCGACCCUACCCAACCGUUUUGCGAUAAUUCUUGUUGUACAGGGAUACACUUCUCCAGAAUGGCGGGAAAACGUUAAUCACGGUCGUCACAACACAGGCACAAAACCCUAUAUUCUCUGAACUGUACUCUCAACUCCAUUAUAUGUUCUUAGCCUUUAAUUAUUGCAUCAUAUUCUUCCAUAAAAACCCUAGGUCCAUACGAUUCAAUUUCUACGCAAUGUCAUCGUCUUCUUCACCGCAGAUCGUCGCAGAGUACGCAAAAUCAGGCAAAUCGUCAUGCAAGAAAUGCUCCGAGAAGAUCGAUUCCAAGUCUCUGAGGUUAGGGUUGAAGAUUCGGGACCCGAGGGGAUUUGACAGCGUCAAAUGGCAUCACUUCGGUUGCUUCUCUUCUUUGGAUUCCGUUUCGGUUUCUGAAACCGAUAUCGAAGGGUUUUCUCAACUCACGGAAAGUGAUCAGGACAAGUUGAAGCAGAUGGCGAGUGAAGGGGAUCAGUCUUCUACAAAGAGAGAAGGAGAUGUAGAGACUGAGACAGACAAAAGGGAUACAAAGAAGCUAAAGGUAGAUCAUGUGACUCAUGAAAAUGAGGAAAUUGGUCAAGAAAAAAAGAAUGUUACAAACGAAAAGAUUGUUGCAGAGUAUGCAAAGUCAGGAAGAUCGUCAUGCAAGAAAUGCUCUGAGAAGAUCGAAUCCAAAUCCUUAAGAAUGGGAUUGAGUAGCUGGGACUCACGCGGUUUUGAAAAUACCAAAUGGCAUCACUUAGACUGCUUCUUUCCUGUAGAUGCAGACCUGGUUUCAGCAGAAUCAAUCAAAGGGUUUGCAGAUUUAAAGAGCGGUGAUCAAGAAAAGUUGAAGAAACUGGUGGCUGAACAGGAUCAAUCUUGUAAGAAGUCGAAUGAAGAUGGUGAAACUGAGCUACAGGAAUCGGAUCAGAAGAGUGAAAAGAUAUCUGGUUCACCAGACGAGGCCAUUGGAUCUGAGAUAGCCUCCUAUGCAGUUAGCGAUGUCAAGGACAAUUAUAAGGGUGCGACAUUACAACCGAAAUGGAAGGCAUUCCAGACUAUCAUAUAUCUUGAACGGGAUGACGGCCUCCACGAUUCAAAAAAAAUUGCUGCCUUUGAUUUCGAUGGAUGUCUUGCAAAAACAUCAGUUCAAAGAGUAGGUGCAAACGCGUGGUCUCUUAUGUACGCUUCAAUACCAAAGAAGUUGCAGAGCUUGUAUAAUGAUGGCUACAAACUGGUUAUCUUCACCAAUGAAUCAAAUAUCGAGCGCUGGAAGAACAAACGUCAGGUAGCUGUGGAUUCUAAAAUUGGAAGACUUUACGCUUUCAUCAAGCUCGUAAAUGUCCCAAUUCAGGUUUUUAUUGCUUGUGGUGUAAGUAAAGGUCAAGAGGUGGACCCUUUUCGCAAACCACAACCUGGAAUGUGGCGCGUCAUGGAACAACAUUUUAACUCUGGAAUUCCAAUCGAUAUGGACCAGUCAUUUUAUGUUGGUGAUGCUGCUGGAAGAAAAGAUGAUCAUAGUGAUGCUGACAAGAAGUUUGCAGAGAAAAUUGGAUUGAAGUUUCACCUUCCUGAGGAAUACUUUGAUGCAUGAAGAAGGAACACAAGCCUACUAUUUUGUUCUUUUGAUUUGCUCUGAUAUCUCUACUUAAGUAACCUAUGAUGGUUUCACACUUUCACUUCUUGGUUUAAUCAAAAGCUUGCUUCUUCUCCUUGAUGGUGUACUAAUGGAACAAUACUUCACACGCAAGUAACCGAAAGUCAUUGGCAGACAUUUUAAAAUUUGACUAUAUACUGAAAAACAGAGAAGAGAAUUUGUGUUA